This is a messenger RNA of Dermacentor silvarum, 2610 nucleotides long. RefSeq names its product ribonuclease H2 subunit B. The record is from RefSeq and is a predicted model, not a curated record. Gene Ontology annotation, biological process: ribonucleotide metabolic process; RNA catabolic process. The transcript is spliced from 10 exons. Gene Ontology annotation, cellular component: ribonuclease H2 complex; nucleoplasm. Bases 192 to 1097 code for a protein of 301 amino acids. NCBI's taxonomy places the organism in Eukaryota, Metazoa, Arthropoda, Arachnida, Ixodida, Ixodidae.
AGCAGGCAGCGCCAACACUGGGUUUGCACUUUCCCGCGGAAAUUACGGAGGUGCCGUGUAAAGUGUGCUCGAUCGUGAACCGUGCGACGUUCAAACAAACGGACGCAUUUCAACUGAUUGUGUUCGCUAAAUGUGGCGGCGUAAGCGCAUUUGCGUUUUAUUCGUUUAAACCGUCAGACAUAUGAUCGGUGAUGCCUCGUCAGCGCAACGGUGACGUUACUACGUCGGAAAGUUCUCAGGAGCCGCUGAGAUUCUUCGUGCUGCCAAAUCGUUACGCGGCGGAAGACGAACAAACACACAAUAUUGUACCGCUGCCACAUCCAAAAACGGAGGCGUCAUCACUGUACCUGAAAGCUGACUCAGGCGAAUACCUAGAGCUAGUAAAAUUCAAGGAGAAGCGGGGAUCCUGGAUCGUGGACGACUUUGUGGAACCAGAUGGGUCGCUGUAUGUUGCCACUCCAAUGGAUCCGCUCUUCUUUGCUGUGGCUCUUUUGCAAAAGAGUGACAAGUUCCGGCCGCUGGAGGACUUUGUAGAGGACAACUCGUAUCCUCACCUGGUCAAUGUCAUCCGUUCCUGCAGCAACCGUAUGCGGCACAUUGCAGAUGUCAAAGAGCUGGGUGAGGAUCAAGUGUACCGCUACAAUGAGACCAAGUGCCUUGCCUGGCUUACCAAGAAGGCGAAGGCCGUCGCAGCUGCGCUAGAGUCAGCCGACAUCCAGGUCGGCGCAGCGUGUGUCAGUGCUGCUCUGGUCAGGAGCAAACGUGACACCAGGCCUACAAGCGAGGACUACAUGGUGACGGCUCACUCCAUAGUGGCCGACUAUGUCCCACCCGCCUUGGGCGCAUUGCUGAAGACAUCACUGGGCCUGGACAAGAAACCUGCAGCUGAAAAGAAGGCACAAACACCAAGCUCACCUCCACUUAAGAAACAAAAGACCGAGCAAGUGGAGCCACUGGAAGACUACAGCCAAGGCACACCAAAGAACGGCCUCUUGAAAUCAGCUAAGGCGCCAAAGCUGACAGCCAGCCAGAAGAAACUGCAGAAGGCAGACAAGACAGGCAUGAAGAGCAUUUCAAGCUUCUUUGCCAAGAAAUGAACGGCACAUCUCAAGCGCUUGGUUCAGUGAAAGUCCUGCAAGGCUUGUCUGCUGUCUGCACACUCCACUCUUUGGAGCUGGAACUUCCAACAACCCAGCCCGUGCAUAGGGUCAGGGACAAGCUUCCACACGUGCAUCAGCUUUCACUUGUUCUCAUUCACAUCACAGUCAUAUGACGUUAACAGAAUCUUCUUAGAAAUGAGCUAGUGUGCCUUGUUCAGUAUCUGCGCAGUGGCCAUUUUGAUGCUUCAUUUUGUUAAUGUUGCCCGGAAAGCCCUGAGGAGUUAUAUAAGCUGGGGCAAUACAUUCAUAUGUAAGAGCAGUCUGGGGGGAAACAAAUUAUGUAUAUAAAAAGAUAAAUGCACAAUGUAGAAUUCCGAAACUCUAAACAAUGUUUACUCGGCACAAAAUGUCAGAGGCAAAGGCAAAUUAUGUGUGGGCUCAUAGUGAUUGUAUAGUAUGUUUAAUCGAACAGUAUGCAGUUUGCUAGGGUCAUUGCAGGUUUGACUCCAGAGUGAUUGGUUACAGUGCUUACACAAAUUAAAAUAACAAAAGCUAUGCUGAGUUACUCAAUCGUUAGGUAUUUGCAAAAUUUAUUGCAGUCAGUAAAAGAAGCAUUGGUGAGGGAACUAUAAAGAACUGUUGAAUAACGGAAGGCAAAAGUGAUCGCAGGUAUUGGCUGGUCAUAAAUAUGUACUAUUAUAUAGCUGUGACUUAAGAGUAGAGGUUUUGGAGGUGAUUUUAAAAUGUGGUGUCUUGAAUGUGAAUCAUAGAAGCAGUGAAACAAGGUAUGCAGUAUGGUGCAGCAGGACUAAAGAAAUGGUAGUCUGCUUGUCCACUUUUGAUUAUCGGUCACAUCGCAGUCAUGUUGGGUUAAGUUUUCUUAGAAACAGGUUAGUGGACAGCUAAUAACUUGCUUUGCAUGGUCUGUGAAGUGAUUAGAUUUGAGCUGGUGCAUUUUAAGCGAAAAUCAGAGCAGUGUUGUUGAUGAUUGCUAAUGGCAUCCUUUGGUUAAAAAAGUAGCCACUUAGCUCGCCUGAGCUAAUUAGGCUUUACUAUAUCUAUUACAAUCUAUCGUGCUGCUUAUCUCUACUUUAUCGUGUAAUGUUAGGUAUGUGUGUGUCGACUCUGUCUUUGUCUCUUCCCUGCUUUUUUUUUUCUACCAAGACUGAAAUUGGUUCCUGCUGCAUGAUCUCCACUGCUCACCAGUUAAUACUCCCAUCAUCUUUGAACCCAAGCACUCCUAGAAGGUGGACGCUCCCUCCAGUUCUGGCUGGAUGAAUAUCAUUGCUCUGAUUAGAAGCUAAUCUGUACACACUGUUAUCUAGUGACAUGUUAAAAGCUUUGUUGGCUGUGUCUGCUUUCAUAAAAAGCAUGCUCUUUAGCAGCGUGGUUGGUUGUUUGUUUUAUUCCAUGUAUAUUUUUUUCACACACCUUGGCAAGCUGCCAUUAACUACAAUCUCGUUUCAAUAAAAGCCAAAUGCACCUCUUUUUGAACAAAUGAGGUAACUAA